GGGAAACGGCCUGAGAUGAGGGAGCGCGCAUGCGUGAAUGCCAGAAAACGCGCAUUGGGACGGCUUCGUGUCGAGCGAGUGCGCCUGCGCGGAAGUGGCGGGACAGUAUUGCGGGUGUUGCGGCCUAAAGUGUCCCCCGCAACUUCCGGUUCCGGUGGAAAAAAAAACACCUCAGCGGAGAGCGGACGAGACUCGUCGCUCGACACGGAAGCGAGCGGAAGUGAGGAGGGGGCCUACAUCCGAACGCAAACAGAGGAGAUUUUGCCAGCGAGGAGGAGCCCAUGCUCGUUCAGGAUGGCGGCGCUGAGCAGCACCAGCAGCAACGGGGUCCCGAGUGCGGGGAACAACGGGGAGUCCGUGGGGGUCGGCGGCCCGGACAGCACCUUCGAGUGCAACAUCUGCCUGGACACCGCCAAGGACGCCGUCAUCAGCCUCUGCGGACACCUCUUCUGCUGGCCUUGUUUGCACCAGUGGCUGGAAACGCGGCCAAACCGGCAGGUGUGCCCGGUGUGCAAAGCCGGGAUCAGCCGAGAUAAAGUCAUCCCGCUCUACGGGCGAGGAAGCACCGGGCAGCAGGACCCCAGGGAGAAAACCCCCCCGAGACCCCAGGGACAGAGGCCCGAACCAGAAAACCGAGGGGGCUUCCAGGGCUUUGGCUUUGGGGACGGGGGCUUCCAGAUGUCCUUUGGGAUCGGGGCCUUUCCCUUCGGCAUCUUCGCCACCGCCUUCAACGUCAACGACGGCCGCCCCCCGCCGGCCCCCCCGGGCACCCCGCACCACGCCGACGAGCAGUUCCUCUCGCGGCUCUUCCUCUUCGUCGCCCUCCUCAUCAUGUUCUGGCUCCUCAUCGCCUGAUCACCACGGACACCACCACCACCACCACCACGGACACCCCGCCUCGCCCCACAACACCACGUGUACACAGACAUUCCCAACACAAAAACAUAUUCCCCCCAAUUGUGCCACGAAUAAAAUUUGAAAUAUUUCCCUGGAUAUAUAUAUAUAUAUUUUGCAAUUAAUUAAUGAAUAUUUCCCUGGAAUUUUUUUUUGCAUUAAUGAAUAAAAUUAGAUUUAUUUUCCCUCGA
Messenger RNA from Anolis carolinensis (green anole), 1085 nucleotides. Its product is annotated as E3 ubiquitin-protein ligase RNF185. NCBI's taxonomy places the organism in Eukaryota, Metazoa, Chordata, Lepidosauria, Squamata, Anolidae. Gene Ontology annotation, cellular component: endoplasmic reticulum. The record is from RefSeq and is a predicted model, not a curated record. Bases 16 to 855 code for a protein of 279 amino acids. Gene Ontology annotation, molecular function: metal ion binding; ubiquitin-like protein conjugating enzyme binding; ubiquitin protein ligase activity. Gene Ontology annotation, biological process: ubiquitin-dependent protein catabolic process. The transcript has 7 exons.